Molecule: messenger RNA, 1041 nt
Organism: Dibothriocephalus latus
Lineage: Eukaryota; Metazoa; Platyhelminthes; Cestoda; Diphyllobothriidea; Diphyllobothriidae
Source: the annotation of a GenBank genome assembly
AUGAUAAUGACAUUCACCGUGACUUUAAUAUUUGUUCUCGAGAGGCGAGACAGUCUCCUUACAACUGAAGGCAUAAUAGCACUCAUAAGAACUCCUGUUACUGGCGCCGCUAUGCAAAUGAACCUACACUGGCAGUACGAAGCAGCUAAGUUGAAAUCGCGGAAGGCAGGUCGGCAGCCUGCUGUGGCAAUUUCCUCGCAUAAUGGGACAAUGCUGGCGGUUGACGGAUUGUCAGUUGAACUUCUCGCCAAGUCUGGCCGCUCCUCACCCAAUUCUGGAUUGCGUGUCUCUUCGAGAUUAGGCAAGACUGAAGGUGACGUUAGUCCAUCCACACCCUUGUUUAUCUCACAGCUGCCAUCGGGCGAAGCACUGACAAAUCAAACCAAUGAGCACACUCUCAACCCAUCCAGUCAACUCAUUGUGUCCAGCUUCCAGGAGUCUCCCAGUGUCUCCCUCGUAAUGUCGGACCCCACUGAUAGUUUUAGGCACUGUGAACAUAAGCGUGCUUCCACAACACUAAAGAGUACGGCCUCCGAUGCUGUGGCUAGCGUCCUGUCCAAACGCUCCGAUCCCUUGCCAAGUGAACGUUCCAAAUAUCUACCCGGAGGAGAGAUGGAGCAAAAGCCUGCGCCCUCGAUUGCAUUGUGCCAGCUACCACAUUCAUCCGAAUCUGACCGGUCAGUAGCCGCUGGUGGCGGUGUUCCCGUUUCUUCGCUUGCUUCUAAGAACCAGUAUCAGCUUUCAAUGCCUUUAACUACUACGCAGGGCAGUAUUAGUCGUCCUCUGCAGCCAUCGCGAUCCGAAGACUCCCCCACAGUACGCAACUACUGCGAGGACUCAGUACCCCUGUAUGCUUGUGAGCACGCCGCGCUUCCACGACCUGCACAAUUUGUUGGUCCUCCGGAGCCCCCUAAAUUCACCCCUCAGCAGAACCUUCUUGCUCAUGAUGAAGGUCGGAUGAAGCCGAGCAACAGCUCUGCAUCCGUUCUCCAAAGCAACAAACCAGCACCAUGCCUCUACUCAAGGGAUCCGAGUGGUGCU